UUUUUAGUAUCUGAUUGCCUACCAAGCAAUACAGAUCGUCAAUCGUUAAAGCUAUAGUAGUUCUCCUUUAACUCACACCUUUUUCCACCGAUUCAUAAUGAAGUCACAUUUCGUAGUCUUGAUCGUUGCAUCAUUGAUGUUAGCUUAUGUCUCACUGAGCACAGCUUGCACUGAUGAAAUGUGGUUGGAAUAUAAGGAAAAAUACGACAAAAGCUACAACUCAACCGAAGAUGAUAUGUUCCACUUUUACACAUUCUGUGAUAACUUGAAAGCUCUAAAUGAACGCAAUGGGGAUUUCAAACUUGAUAAGAGUAAUUUAAAAGUGCAUGUGAGUGCCGUUACAGAUUUGACCCAUGAACAACAAAAAGAAUACUAUGCAAGCCGGGGAAUCAAAAGAGUAAAAGGUCAGAAGCAAAAGCAUGUAUCUGAAGAAGAAGAAGAUUACUAAGACUUUUGUUGAGAUAAAAAUGUGAAGGUGCUAUAAGCUGUUGUUAAAUUUUGAAUUCUGUGAAUAAUUUGAAUGUACUGAUUAUAUGUUAUUUUGAAAUUAAACAAAAAAGUAAUGUAAAACUUCUUUUGUGAAUUAAAAGUUAAUAUUUGUUAA
Molecule: messenger RNA, 604 nt
Organism: Episyrphus balteatus (marmalade hoverfly)
Lineage: Eukaryota; Metazoa; Arthropoda; Insecta; Diptera; Syrphidae
Exons: 2
Coding region: 98-448 (116 amino acids)
Source: RefSeq, a predicted model, not a curated record